UUCACAGUGAAAUUGUGUCUGUAUUGAAACAUGGAUAUCCUGCUCUACAACCUGGCAACCCUGCAGUCCACCAAUCUCUCAGCACCCUCUUUGUUGUUGUUGUUCGUCUCCUAUAACAACCGCACUUUCACUCCACUGCACCAGCGCACAUCUUGUUUGAAUUCAUUAUAAAAGACCAUGCAUGUACCAGAAACUGGAUGCUAUCAUCUGAUCAGAAUUCUUUAAGUCAUCUGUUACAGAAGAGGAUCCAGUGGUGACCAGACAACUCAAUCGAGAACAAAAAAUAUGGCCAGCUGUGAUGUCAGAAAAUGGGACCCAUAUGAGACCUCGCAGAAAAGGGAUUUUGUCGAAAGACCCAGUUCACCGAUUCCAGUUUUACGACCUCCUACAUCCAGGGCCUAUAGAACUCCAUAUGCUUUGGCCGAUCCCAUUGGUGUCACUGGAUAUAGCGAAGACUUUAGCUGGAAACCUCCAUCUAAGCCUGAGUGUAUCCGGACCGGGACAGCCUCUGGCAACAGGAGAAACAACCCACACCCAAGCCAGAGUUUUAUGGUAUGGAGGCGUCCCCCUGGACUGAAACUUUGUGAAAACCCCCCACCUGAGGAUGAAGUCAAACAUGUUCUGUCUGCUCAGUACAAGUCAACAUACAGAACUGAUUUCUUGGGCAUCCCUCAAGGGAUGAUGAUGAACCAUAGAGCCUUAGAUCCUGUUAAGCACAUCCCUGAGGUCCCUCAAUGCAUCCAGACUGAGAUGAGAUACAACUAUCGUAAGCCUGUUCAGAGACCGGAAUUUCGGGGAAAUUUAUCCCGCCCUGAGGCAUCAAAGGGGAUAGUCCCUACAGUAGUUCCAAAGCAUAUCACUAACCAGGAAAGCACGAAGCCCUUGACCACCUACGACAGACACUUCAGUGGUAAAUCCACAGACUUUGCUUCAGUGCUCAGUUCUCUCAAGCCUGAGGAACUCCAGCACUUCUACAAGCAUUUACCUGAAAAGGAAAAAAUGUUGGUGCAAACAUUUUUGCAAAAAAAGCAAAGUCCACCUGGUCAAGGAAAGAAAAUAAUGGAGCCAGUGGCAUUCACACAACCUCCUGCAGCACUAGACAGGAUAUCCAUCUGGCCUGGGCCUCUGUGACCGAUUCCCAUGAUGUGUAUGUGUGUGUGCUAGAAAAUAAUAAAUUGCUUCUAUUGCAAUGGAUUGUGCUGUUCAGAUAGAUGUUAAGGAUUAAGUUUUUGUCCGCACAUUACCUGCAUAUUAACAUACACCAGAUAUACAUACUAGUCAGUUCCUUGUCAGGUAGUAGCUAACAUCACAACUGAGUCAAUCAGUUUAAUGUAUCCUGAUUGAUCAGAAGGUGUUGAUUAAUUUUCCAUAACAUGUGCUCUGGCAAUAGUUCUAGGUUUAUGCUAAUGCAUAACAUUCCACACAAACAUAUUAACAAAAUGUGCAUAAUCAUUGAUAUUGUGAUGCUUCUGUGAGGGGACAUUUAUUUUACAUUUAUGGAAGGAGUCUCCAGUGUCAGUGUGUCAUAACAGUCAGAGGUAAAUCUGUAACUUUACGUUUUCCUACAUGGGAAAGUCUUGGGGAAGAGAAAUCAGCACACAUGCGGGUGUGCUAUUAUAAGAAAAUAAUCAACAAGAAGGAGACGUGAUGUAGCCCGACAUGAAGCAGAGUUACUGCAAAUAUCCUGAUACCAUCCAGUUGAUUAUUUUCCUAUAACAGUAUGGCCUGAAGUGUUUUCUCUCUCUUAAACCAUAUCAAUUUAAAGUAAAAAAAAAUAAAUUAAAGAACGAAACAUUUUUAUCCAUUUACAGAUACGGUUAACACUGUGGAACCUCCAAACAAGUUAGUCCCAAUUAUACAUACAUUAUAGCAUCUAAAAUAUCUUUCUCUCUCUCUCUCAAACACACACACACACACAGCUUAUCUUGUUACAGAGAAACUAGAAAGCAAAAACUCCUCUGUGGUGAAGCCCUUGCCAUGGUGGAAAAUGUACUGACCUUUACGAAGCAUAGAGACUCCUUCCAUAAAUGCUACGUGAGCGUCAACAUAUGAACAAUUGCACAUUUUUUUUGUUAAAUAACAACACAUUUGUAAUCUAUUCAUAAUUAGUCUUAGAUUAUGUGGUAUAUCUGACAUACAAGUCCCACUGUGAGUUGUUACUAUAAAAAUGAUAACAUUAGAAUUAGUGGGAAAAAGUGGGAUUUGCAUUUUUUGUUAAUGUUAGAAGCUGCAUUUUUAUUUUAUCUUACAAACUUUUACAAAAUAAUCAAAUUAUUUUUUGCUUGUAUUUCCUCAUUUGUAAGUCGCUUUGGAUAAAAGCGUCUGCUAAAUGAAUAAAUGUAAAUGCAAAUGUAACUUCAAGAGAAAGAAAAAAGAAGCCGAUGAGGGAACAACUGUUUAUAUAUGUUAUACAACAUUAAAUGUAAUUACAGUGCUGUGAAAAAGUAUUUGCCUGAUUUCUUCUGUUAUUGUGUAUAUCUCAUGCUAAAUAAUUUUAGAUCUUCAAAUGAAAUACAACAUAAAACAAAGGCAAACUGAAUAAACACACAAUACAGUUUUUGUUUAUUUAUUUUUUAUUGAAGCAAAAAAAAGUUAUCCAACACCUAUCACCCAUGUGAAAAAUUAAUUGCCCCCUUAAAAUUAAAAUCUGUUUGUGCCACCUUUAGCAACAAUUUGUUGUCUUGCUGCAUAAUCCAGUUACGCUUGAGAUUCAACUUAGGGACAUUCUCCUUUAAGAUUUUCUGGUUGAGAGCAGAAUUCAUGUUUCCCUCAAUUAUUGCAGGUUCUCCAGGCCCUGAAGCAGCAAAGCAUCCCCACACCAUCACACUUCCUCCACCAUGCUGGACCGUAGGUAUGAUGUUCUUUUUGUGGAAUUCGGUGUUUGGUUUAUGCCAGAUGUAACGGGACCCCUGUCUUCCAAACAGUUCCACUUUCCACUCAUCAGUCCACAGGACAUUCUCCCAAAAGGUUUGAGGAUCAUCAAGGUGUGUUUUGCAAAAUUCAGACGAGCCUUAAUGUUCUUCUGGGUUAGCAGUGGUUUUCACCUCACCACUCUUCCAUGGAUGCCAUUCUUGCCCAGUGUCUUUCUGAUGGAGUCAUGAAUAGUGGAGUCAUGAACAGUGACCUUUACUGAUGCAAAAGAGGCCUGUAGGCCAUUGGAUGUGGCUCUUUUGUGAUUUGCUGGAUGUGUAGAUGCUGUGCUCUUGGAGGAAUAUUGGAAGGUCGGCCACUUCUGGGAAGGUUCACUACCGUGCCGAGUUUUUCCAUUUGGAGAUAACGGCUCUCGCUGUGGUUCUUUGGAGUCCCAGAGCCUUUGAAAGAGCUUUGUAACCCUUCCCAGACUGAUGUAUGUCAAUCACCUUCUUCCUCAUCAUUUCUGGAAUUUCUUUAAAUUUUGGCAUAAUGUGUUACAGAGUAAAAACCUUUUAAGCAACUUCAUGCUGUUGAAAAAGUUCUAUUUAAGUGUUGAUGUGAUUGAACAGGGUUUGCAGUAAUCAGGCCUGGUUGCGUCUAGUCCAGCUGAACCCCAUUAUGAAUGCAGUUUUGUGGACUUAGUAACUUUGGGGCAAAUAUAUUUUCACACAGGUCCAGUUGGUACUUGCUUCAAUAAAUAACAUUAUCAUUUAAAAACUGUAUUUGGUGUUUACUCAGGUUGCCUUUGUUUUAUCUGAGAU
Ictalurus furcatus (blue catfish) is the source of this 3674-nucleotide messenger RNA. RefSeq names its product testis-expressed protein 26. Bases 286 to 1131 code for a protein of 281 amino acids. Lineage: Eukaryota; Metazoa; Chordata; Actinopteri; Siluriformes; Ictaluridae. The record is from RefSeq and is a predicted model, not a curated record. The transcript has 8 exons. Gene Ontology annotation, cellular component: cytoplasm.